Messenger RNA from Chinchilla lanigera (long-tailed chinchilla), 2988 nucleotides. It is a transcript of the gene Bhlha15, whose product is annotated as basic helix-loop-helix family, member a15. The coding region runs from base 202 to 786 and encodes 194 amino acids. Gene Ontology annotation, molecular function: protein dimerization activity. The record is from RefSeq and is a predicted model, not a curated record. The transcript is spliced from 2 exons. NCBI's taxonomy places the organism in Eukaryota, Metazoa, Chordata, Mammalia, Rodentia, Chinchillidae.
CGGGUCCGGAGAGCGAGGGCGUGGCCGCCCACACAGCCCCGCCCCACGGGCUCAUUUACAUGCGUCCUCAGCCCCGCCCGGGGCUGCUAAAGCGACGUGUCCUUGUCCCCCGUGGGCAGCCUCUGCGUGUGCAGCCGCGGAUCCCCAGUUCUGACGACCUCUGCUCCCAGCCGCCACCUUCCGGGACAACCAGUUCUGACCAUGAAGACCAAAACCCGGCCCCCCCGGCGCCGGGCCCCUCUGCAGGACUCCGAGGCCACUGCAGCAGAGCAGACCCCCGACAGGCCCCAGCCUGGCUGCGGGUCAGAGCUGGCCAAGGGUCUGCGGAGCAGGACGUCCAGGGCGGCAGGGACACGGGCCGAGGGUGGGCGCCGGCGACAGGGGCCGGGCAGCCGGCGAGAGAACAGCAUCCAGCGGCGGCUGGAGAGCAACGAGCGGGAGCGGCAGCGGAUGCACAAGCUCAACAACGCCUUCCAGGCCCUUCGAGAGGUCAUCCCGCACGUGCGCGCUGACAAGAAGCUCUCCAAGAUCGAGACGCUCACGCUGGCCAAGAACUACAUCAAGUCGCUGACCUCCACCAUCCUGACCAUGUCCAGCAACUGCCUCCCGGGCCUGGAGGGACCAGAGCCUGCGCCGGGGCCCAAGCUUUACCAGCACUACCACCAGCAGCAGCAGCAGCAGCAGCAGCAUGUGGCCGGGGUCCCACUAGGGACCACAGAGGUCCAGCCCCAGGGCCACCUGCAGCGGUACUCCACACAGAUCCACAGCUUCCGAGAGGGCAGCUAGCACCCAGACUGAGGCGGGGUGGCAGUGGUGGCCCGGCCUGCUCCUCCCAGCCCUCGUCCCUCCGAGCCUCAAGCCCCAGACCUGUGAUGACGUCAACUCUAGGAGGUUGUGGCCCCCGCAGCUCGUUUUCCGUGAAACUCAGCUCAGCCACUUCCCUGGAGCAGUUUUUUUCCCAGCCCCUCAGGGGACAAGCAACUUGUCUGGUUGUUUCCGGGCCAUGACCCUGAGCAUCAUAAGGCCCCAAAGCCCCAGGAAGGUUCCAGGCCCUGCUUGCUCUUUUUGCAUUGAGCUGGUGGCCUCAUGAAGAGUGGAAAAGGCCCUCUUGCCUUUUCCAUCACUAAAUUCUCUUCCCCAUGCGUGACUUCCCUCUGGGCAAGGAGGAUUCCAGAAGAUGGUUUACUUACAGAUUUCCCUGAGGCCAAGCAGGGGAAGGGACCCAUCUGUAGGCUUCAUCAUAGGCCUAGGUGGAGUCUGGGGCUCAGCCCUCUGAUUUGGGUAAAAUAAGGCCUGGGGCCAGCAGGGCAGAAUACAAGACCCUUCUAGGAAUAUGGCAGAACAAAAAUGGCAGCUUUUUGAGCAGAAUGCUAAUCAGAGAUGCUAAUCAGAGGACCCUACAUUCGUUCUAAAGGGACCUGGGGCAGGGCUUCCUCCCUAGACCCUACUGGGGGAUUUCUGGAGAGUGGGUAGCACCCUGUGCUGUGCUUGACUGUGGGGGUCUCCGUGGGCCCCCAGUGCUGAGUAGGAGCUCUCCUGAGCUUCUGUGCAGGGGGAGGGUUUGGGACUUCCUGCACCGCGAAGCCUGGGGUGGCAGGAGCUUCCCUCCCCCACCCGGCACUGCUCCUGAUGGCAGGGAUUGGGUGGCUUGGCAGCCCCGCUGCCUCGGGCCCAGCUUCCUUCUGUUGGGGCGUUCCUGCCCCACUGGCUCUGCUGGACUAGGCCACUUUGCUGUCAACCCUGCUGGCCUCUCAUCUCCUUUGUACCUCUGCAAGAGCUAUCCUAGAGACACUGAGGACCUGGGCAGUGGGGCCUAGUUGGACCAGGAGCUUGGCUGCCACAGCCAAGGCUGAGACUUCUGCUGGCCUACCUCCCAUGCAUGGCCUUGCCUUCCCCAGGCUUGGGCGGUGUAGCGCUACCUGUGGGCUUGGGGUCAGCUGUGGCCACAUGAAGGCUAGCAGGUGGCACCCGAAGGAACAGGCAUUUCCACUUCGGUCCUAACUCCCAGCCAGGCGCUCUGAAAGGACACCCUGGGUACACCGGUCUCCCUGUCUCAAGGAACAGAUCGUGUGGCCUUCCCUGUAGGCCUGGGGGCCUGGUCUGAUCCCACUGCUCCAACUGUCCGUCACGGGUCAGGUGGGGAUGUAGCCCUUCCCAUCUGUCCCUUGGGGAUGGCCACUGGGAAAAGCCCAUCAGGGGAUCCACCAGUGUGAGCUGAGGUUGGACACAACUGCAAGCUUGAGACAGCCCCAGCCCAGGCAUCUCCUGCUACAGGGACCUGUAGCCCAGAGGUACCCUGAGAGGAGAGAGGCCUCCACUGGAAGCUAAGACCAGAGCCAGGCUCAACUUGCCCCUGGACUUGAUGGACACACUUAUGAUCUGAGCCCAGCAUACAGGCUGCAGGGGUGUGGCCCUCAACAUCCUCCUGAGAACUGGCCACAGCCAGGGGUUGCUGGGGUCAGCCACAUUGCAAAGGAUUCUCAAAUGCCUCAGUCCCUCUUCGGGGUGUCAAAUGUUGGAGGGAAGAUAGGAGCAGAUUGGUGGUCGGUCAGCAUGGCCUGUGGUUUGGUCUCCCUCGGCCCCUAGCCCGGGCUGGACGCUUUCAUCCUGUGGGAGGUCCUGUUGGGCCAUCAGGGUUAAACUUUCUCAAAGCCCUGGGCAAGCAGUUGGUGCUGGGGUCCCCUGAGCUAUUGGCCCACCACCCUCUCUACAAGUGGAAAAGCCAGAACUGUGACUUUUCUGUCCAGGAAAAUUAAACUGGAACUGAGCAACCUGUACCCUGCUGUCAUUGUGGUGAAGAUGUCUCUUAACUGACCCAAAUUUGCUUUCAUUUUUUUCUAACAGUACCUUCAAAGUAUGAAUGAAAUUGAUGCCUUGUCAUACAACAAAAAUAAAAGAUUUGAGGGCAAUUCCUCUGGCCACAUGCAUAAAUGCAUGGGAACUGUACAUUUCAAUCAAAGUGUAUCAAUAAAACGAUGCUGCCAUUUA